CAUCACAAUGUCCAACCCGCCAAUAGAGGACGACGCAGACCCGACCUACUCGCACUUUGCUCAUAGGGCAGAGUUCGAGGCGCAGCUCGCGCGCUUUCUUGCGAUCGACGUGGGGGGUACGCCGAGCGCAAGCGAGGACGACGCCGAGGUACGGCUGGUCAACUCGCUCGGCGCGAUCCUCGACUACUACCUCCCCAUGCCCGGCCUGCUCGACCCAGCGCUGGACAGCAUAGUCCCCCCACUCAUGGUCGCCCUGGCCUCGGCCCUCGGCUCGAAAGCGGCCGCGAACGGCGCACGGCUGGCUCGCGUCGGCAGACUGGUCAACUGGGUCGUCAAGGUCCGCGGGUGGAAGGCGGUCGUGCCGCACUUUCCCAGCUCGAUCGUGCACCUCGGGGUGCUCAUCGACGUGCUGUCGGCGCCUUCGUCCCCGAGGCCGUCGGACGCCGCCGCCGACACGGACGACUGGGAGCUGCGCGCCGUCCUCCUCCUGUGGCUCGCGCUCCUCCUCACCGUGCCCUUCUCCCUCUCUGCGCUGUCGGACGAGUCGACCCCGACGCGGCUCGACAUCCCGACGCACGCGCGCCUCUUCUCGCAGCCCACGCCGGACCUCGCCGUGCGCGUCACGCUGCUCGCCCUCCCGCUCCUCCACCGACCAGGCCGCGAGGGCGGGUACGCCGCGCUGGUGCUUGCGCGCCUGUUCGCGCGAGAAGACGCAGUGCACGGCCUGCAGGGGUUCUUUGACUGGGCGGCCGCCGAGCUGCGCGAGGGCGAGCGCGAGGCAGAGGCCAACCUCGUCGCGUCGCUGCUCACCCUGCUCGCCCUCCUCCCGGGCAUGGCGGACGAGCGCCACCUCCCCGCGCAGGCGGCGUUCCUAAACGACAUCCUCGUCCCCCACCUGGCCGGCGGGCGCACGUCCCAGUCCUCCGGGCUCAUCCGCAAGCUGGCAGUCAAGGCCCGCGGGCGGUGGUGGCUCGCGCGCCUCGGCCGCGGGCUCCGGCACGACGCCGACGCCGAGCUGCCCGACGGGAUUGAGGAGCAGCUCGACGACCUCAUGUCUGGCCUCGGGGACCGGGACACGAUCGUGCGCUACUCGAGCGCAAAGUAUCUCGGGCGCAUCUCGGCGCUGCUCCCGCCCGAGCUGUCGGACCAGAUCGUGCUCGCAACGAUAGGCUUGUUCGCCGGCACGGACGACGAGCCCGUCGUCGAGACGGCGUUCGGGACCGUUGUUGACCCUGGAGGCAGUACUGCGUCGGGCGGCGCGAUGGGCCUCGGCGGGUCGGAAGCGACGCGCGGCGAAGCGCGCUGGCACGGUGUUUGUCUUGCUGUCGCUGAGCUCGCGCGCCGCGGCCUGCUGGACGCCGACGCAGUGGCAGAGGUCACGCCGUGGGUCGUCAAGGCGCUCACGUUUGACCUGCGCCGCGCGUCGCAUUCCAUCGGGUCGAAUGUGCGCGACGCGGCGUCGUACGUUCUGUGGUCGCUCUCACGCGCGAGCCCGCCGGAGCAGCUGUCCGCCGCCGCGGACAAGAUCGCGACGAGUCUGGUCUGCGUGGCGGUGUUCGACCGCGAGGUCGGCGUGCGCCGCGCCGCGUCCGCCGCGUUCCAGGAGGGCGUUGGCCGGCUGGGGCUGUACCCCGCCGGCAUUGACGUGCUCGCCAAGACCGACUUCUACUCGGUCAGCGUGCGCCGCAAGGCGUUCACGGUCGCUGCGCCCGCGGUCGCCGAGCACGCGGUGUACCGCGCCGCGAUGCGCGAGUUCCUGCACAACAUAACCCUGCGGCACUGGGAUAUCGCGAUGCGCACGGCCGGCGCGGCGGCCCUCAAGGCGAUCCUGGCGCUGUCGUCGCCCGACGAGGUGUCCGACUCGAUCACGCGCGAGCUGGCACAGGUGCCGAGCCUCGACUCGUGCAGCGCGCAUGGCGCGCUCGCGGCACUGACGCAGAUUGCCUCGCUCACGGGCGACGCGACGAAGGCAAAACUGCUGGCGUCUCUCGAUGCUGUUCGCGCCGCUGCGCUCCUGUCCACCGACGCCGCGGACAUCAUCACGGCCGGGUGCGAGCUCAUCGCGGCAACGCUCACGCCGACGGUUGACCUCGCGCCUGUGCCGCGCUUCUUUGAGGCUGCCACCCGCCGGCGAGAAGCGCCUGUGCACGAGGCUCUGGCAGACGCGUGUCAACGCCUCAGCGAGGUCCGCGAUGCCACUCCCCAAGUGCUCAAGUCGAUCGACGAGUUGAAGUCUGCUCGUGCGGCACAGCGGCAGGCUGCGGCGCUGUGCCUCGGACACUUCCAGUACAAGUCGCAUGUGGCGGCUGAGGCUCCACUGGCCGCGUUGCUGGGACUGCUGGCCCCUGAAGCCAAGUCCGACGUCGAGACAAAACGCAACGCCGUCCGCUCGCUUGCCGACCUCUCGUGCCAGCGGGAUCCGGACGGCACCCUCCUGCUCCGGCCCGAGGGCACCACCAGCGUCGCUCAGGCACUCGUGGCGGCGUUAGACGACUACACGACGGAUCAGCGAGGCGACGUCGGCUCAUGGGUGCGCACAGCGGCGGUGCUGGCGCUGGGUCGGGUGAUUGGUGGCGCUGCCUCGGCCGCCACACCCGCAGACCUCGUCUCGCAGGAGCUGUUUGAUGCUGCUAUCUCGGGUAUCGUCAAGCAGGCGCUGGAGAAGCUCCAGGUCGUGCGUGAUGCGUCGACUACGACGUGGGCUGUGCUCCUCGAGGCCAAGGCGGAUCAGGUGUGGGACUGGCCUGGCGCGAAUGUCUUUGCCACGGCUCCGCCGCCCACAGACCCUCGUCACACAGAUCAGUGGUUCAGCGCUGGUCUGGAGGUCUUCCGCACACGAUACCGCCCCGCCGCUGUAUCUGGCAUUCUCCAGAGUGCAGGCGGUAGCGUGUCAUCGACGGAACGCUCCUGCGCGGCGCUCCUUAAAUGGCUGAGAGACCUUGGACCCGCCGACUCGGCGCUUCUCGACGGCGUGUUGGGCGAUAUUGUCUCGCUCCUCGCCAACAACUUUAGCUCGAACCGCAUCGCCGUGCCGGCACUAACGACCAUCGGGCGGCUGUUCGACGCGGGCAUCGCCACCUGGCCAGCGUCGCAGUCUCACGAGGUGGUGCCGGUACCAGCGCUGUACUCGCGGGCACUGGCCCUCGCCGCGCGCGGUGCGUCGCAGAUCAAGUCAAUCGACCGUUUGACAGCGGCGAUGCGUGUCGUCGUCGCGAGUCUUGUCCUGCCAUUUGACGGUGUGCGCGCCAAGGCGGCCGACGCGCUCCUCCCCUUCCUCGCGCACCGCUUCCCGAGGAUCCGCAUGCUCACGAGCGAGGCGCUCUACACGACACUCACGACCGACGGCGACAUUGACGAGGAGCUGGAGGAGGUCAUCCUCGAGACCGAGUGGACGGCGCCCGACGGCGUCGACGAGGCGCCGCGCGUCGUCCAGCUUGUCAGAGAGCAUCUCGCCCGGAGUUAGGAUCUAGACAUGGCCUAGAAGUACAUACAUAAUGCCA
Messenger RNA from Vanrija pseudolonga, 3500 nucleotides. It is a transcript of the gene TFCD, whose product is annotated as Tubulin-folding cofactor D. Gene Ontology annotation, molecular function: GTPase activator activity; beta-tubulin binding. The transcript has 7 exons. Gene Ontology annotation, biological process: post-chaperonin tubulin folding pathway; tubulin complex assembly; microtubule cytoskeleton organization. The coding region runs from base 8 to 3463 and encodes 1151 amino acids. Lineage: Eukaryota; Fungi; Basidiomycota; Tremellomycetes; Trichosporonales; Trichosporonaceae. The record is from RefSeq and is a predicted model, not a curated record.